AGGCAUGCAAGAGGCCUCUAAGAAGCUUACAGAGUCUCUUCAUGAAGUAUAUGAGCCCGAAUGGUAUGGCCGGGAAGAUGUGAAAAUGGUUGGAGAGAAAUGUGAUGUGCUCUGGGAAGACUUUCAUCAAAAGCUGGUGGAUGGAUCAUUGCUGACCCUGGAUACAUACCUGGGACAGUUUCCUGAUAUCAAAACUCGCAUUGCAAAGCGAAGCAGAAAGCUGGUGGACUAUGACAGUGCAAGACAUCACUUGGAAGCCUUGCAGAGCUCAAAAAGAAGAGAUGAAAGCAGAAUUACAAAGGCAGAAGAAGAGUUUCAAAAAGCACAGAAAGUGUUUGAAGACUUUAAUAUUGAUUUACAAGAAGAGCUGCCAUCUCUAUGGUCAAGACGAGUUGGCUUCUAUGUGAACACUUUCAAAAAUAUAUCCAGCCUUGAAGCCAAGUUUCACAAGGAAAUAGCUUUGCUAUGCCACAAACUGUAUGAGGUGAUUACCAAGUUGGGAGAUCAGCAUGCUGACAAGGCCUUUACCAUCCAAGGAGCACCCAGUGAUUCAGGUCCACUCCGCAUUGCGAAAACACCAUCGCCCCCUGAGGAGGCUUCUCCCCUGCCUAGCCCUUCAUCUAGUCCCAAUCAUACACUGGCACCUAUUUCAUCUCCUGCACCAGCUCGGCCUAAAUCACCUUCACAGUUGAGGAAAGGGCCUCCUGUCCCACCGAUGCCUAAACUCACACCCACAAAGGAGCUGCAGCAGGAGAAUAUCAUCAGCUUCUUUGAGGACAACUUUGUACCAGAAAUCAGUGUGACGACUCCUUCACAGAAUGAAGCUCCCGAAGCUAAGAAAGAGGAAUGUUUGCUAGAUCUGGACUUUGACCCUUUCAAGCCAGAAGUGGUAUCAACAGGAAUAACCCUAACUCACUCACCCAUGUCUCAGACAUUGCCCUGGGAUUUAUGGACGACAAGCAGUGAACUGGUGCAGCCGCCUGAUUCUUCAAAAAGUCUUUCCCUGUGUAACCUGGUCAUGGAGGAAACCCCAAACAAUGGGUCAACAGAAGAUAUUAACAGAUCCCAAACUGAUCUAGGUUCACUCAACUGGGGCCUAGAACUUAGCACAGCCAGUGUCAGCCAGGAGAUCACUGCAGGUGGUCCUUUGCCUUUCCCUGAGGCAGAGCAAACCUCAAGAGAAUCCACUGGUACAUUGUCUGCUAGUGUUUGGCCUGCUGUAGGUGAGCAGGAAGAACAUGCACCAGGGUCAUCUUCUAUAGAUGAAAAUCAGAGGACUUCACUGAAGGCACAUUCAGAUGCUAGAAAUAUCCCAGGCAAAGAUUUGGAGACUGAUCAGCCUUUAGCGAAUGAAUCCAGUUGUGAGAUGCCUAUCAUUGGAAUUGAUAGCUUAUUGGAUGAAUCCCCAUGUGAUGUGGAAAAGGCAGAGGAGAAGAAGCAGGAGGAAGAAGAGUCUAUGUGGGCAGGUGUGGAGCCAUGUGAAAAGGCAUCCAGCAGCACAUUUAAUGGAUUCACACAGGGCAGACGCGACAAGUAUACUACUGGUGUAACCCCAAUAGAGAGGAUCCGUGGAAGAGAUAACAUCACCAUAGACACACGGAAUGUAAGGACAUUGAGACAAAUAGGGAAGUUGAAAGAAUUCACGUACGAAAUGGAACAAUACAUCUGGCACCUCCUAGGAAUCUCUGAGGUCAGAUGGAAGAACUUUGGAGAGAUACUAAUAGAAGAAGGCCAUGUGCUCUAUUACAUUGGAGAGGACAAACAUGUCAAUGGCGCAGGAUUUCUUGUGCAUAAAGAUAUCAAGAAUUCAGUAUUAGGAUGCCGCCCAAUGUCGAGCAGGCUUAUUUCCAUCCGUCUAAAGGCAGUACUGUUUAAUAUCACAGUGGUACAAGUCUACGCCCCUACAACAGACUAUGACGAUGAGCAAUUUGAAGAUUUUUACAAUCAGCUCCAAGACAUCAUCAAGAAGGUACACAAGAAAGAUAUCCUGAUUAUACAAGGAGAUUGGAAUGCUAAAAUGGGUACUGAUGCACAGGCAGAUUGGCGAGAUUAUUGUGGCCCUUUCUGUAAUGCGGUAACCAAUGAGAGAGGAUUGAGACUUUUGGAGUUUGCCAGCUAUAACAAUCUGGUUCUUGUAAACACAUUAGUAGCACAUAAAGCAUCCAGACAAUCAACAUGGCACGCACCUAAUGGUCUACAUCACAGCCAGAUCGACUACAUCAUGGUGCAAAACCGAUUUCAUUCUGGGAUUAACAGAGCUAAAACAAGGAGCUUCCCCGAUGCUGAUACUGGAAGUGAUCACAAGCUUGUGAUGCUAAAUUUUUGCCUGCGGCUAAGGAAAAUUGUCAGGCCAAAGUUCACCAGAACCAAGUUUGACUUAGAAAGACUCAGAGACUGA
Messenger RNA from Chrysemys picta bellii (western painted turtle), 2398 nucleotides. The record is from RefSeq and is a predicted model, not a curated record. Lineage: Eukaryota; Metazoa; Chordata; Testudines; Emydidae.